Molecule: messenger RNA, 423 nt
Organism: Funneliformis caledonium
Lineage: Eukaryota; Fungi; Glomeromycota; Glomeromycetes; Glomerales; Glomeraceae
Source: the annotation of a GenBank genome assembly
AUGAAUGAAGAAGUUGGAUGGGAUAAUAAAGAUGAGGCAGAGAAUGAAGAAGUUGAAUGGGUUAAUGAGGAUGAGGCAGAGCAGCUUUUUUUAGUUUUAACUAAAAAUAUGAAAGAAUUAAAAUUUUCCAAAUAUAUUUUAAUAGUAAUUUUAAAUGGUGGUUCUUCUGGUAGUGAAAAUGGUUCUGAUGUCAAUAAUUUUGGUGGUGGUUCUUCUGGUAGUGGAAAUGAUUCUGAUACUAAUAAUUUUGGUGGUGAUUCUUUUGGUAGUGAAAAUGGUUUCAGUGCUAAUAAUUUUAGUGGUGAUUCUUCUGGUGGUGGAAAUGGUUCUAGUGCUGAUAAUUUUGGUGAUAGUUCUUCUGAUGAAAAUAGUUCUGAUGUUGAUGAUUUUAAUGUUGAUUCUGAUGAUACUAAAAAUGCAUAA